AUGUCUCUCCCAAAUCGAGGGGCAACUCAGACAACGCCUCAACUGAGUUGCGAAUUAUGCCGUGAUCGUAAGGUAAAAUGUGAUAAGCUGCAGCCUUGCACAAAUUGUCUUACAACUGGCGUGGCAUGUGUGCCGGUACACCGGCUCCGCCGCGCAAGAGGCCGCCAUGCCCACCCUUCCAAUAGCAUCUUACCAUCACCUGCUCCGUCGCUAGCAUCGUCCCAAGCUCGAGCAGUUCUCGACGACCCAGAUCUGGAUGGGCGGAUCCGCAGAUUGGAAAACCUCGUGAAGUGUAUGAGCUCCGCUCGCACUGGCCUUUCAUCACCAAAUUCUGCAGGCAUGAAUGGCGCUAGGAGGCAGGAGGGACCAGAUGACUUUUGGGAGGAUUUGGUGCAAGAAGUAGAGCAGCUUCGCGAUAUCGUGAAACUAAAGCCUGGCGAAGCUGAUGGCGAAAUUGCACAAUCUCCUGAUCCAGCUCGGGCAAGUUCUGCCGUUCCGGAUGGUGGACUUAUGGUUCUUGGUCUGCCGAGUUAUAAUCCGUCUUUGGAUUCCUGGCGGUCAAGUCCAAGCAUGUUACCUUUGCACAAGGAUAAAGUCUCAGCACGUCAGUUGUGUGAGAUCUAUCUUGAUCAAGUUGAUCCUAUAAUCAAAAUAUUGCAUCGGCCGCUGCUUUCUAGUUGGAUGAUAGAUGGGAACUCUUAUCUACACUACUCAGACGAACACCCUUCCACUAAUGCCUUGGGUGCUGCAGUAUGUUUCGCCGCUGCCAACAGCAUGACAGCAGGGCAGUCUCGCGCUAUAUUCGAUAUGGAAAAGGCUAUCAUUCUGGACGACUGUCGAAAGGCGUGCGAGUCUGCCAUUCAAAAAUCCGAUCUUCUUACCACAAAAGACAUCACCGUCCUCCAAGCUUUCGUCUUGUACCUUACCGCCAAGCAAACCGGGGAGCGCAAUCGGACUGUGUGGACAUUGAUCGCAACAGCCGUCAGAGUUGCCAAGGCUUUACGCCUCCACUUGGAUUUACCCAUUGGCAACUCAUCUUGCAGGACCUUUUUCGAUCAACAGAUGCAGAAACGCUUGUGGUUGACAAUAUGUGUGCUCGAUCUUCAGACAUCCUUGGCUCAAGCAUCAAAGCCACUUAUCGGCCUCGAGGAGGUUGCAGAGUGCUUGCCUUCAAUCAAGCACAUAAACGAUUCUGACUUUGGACUCAGUACAGUAAAAUCUGUGUCCGACAGGGAAACUCUCACAGACAUUACAUUUGCGCUUCUCAAGUUCCACCUCUCCGUGUUUGGACGACACAUCGGGCAGGGAAGAACUUCAACUUCAACCAAUGUCGGCCUUCAACUAGAGUGGGAAACAACGCAACAACGCUCUCAACACUUCGAAACCGAGAUUCUUCAACUUGUUCGGUUUUGUGAUCCGGAAUCUUCGACGUAUGCAUGGUUCACUUGGCACAGCACUCAAUUGUUUGUGACUGGUGGGCGACUUGCGGCACUACGUCCUUUACAUCGAGCAAAAGUCUUGAAUCAUCAGACCCCGCCUCGCAUGAAAGACGAGACAGAACUUCUCCAGCUAACACUCCAAGCACUGGAAAAGAUGAAGAUGAUGCAUACCGACCCACGUGCAGAAGGAUUCCGCUGGAUGGUCACGAUUCAGUGGCAUAUCCUAGCUAUCGCAAUUGCUGAAUGCUACGUGUGCCCUGACCAGACACUAGUGCGCCGGGCUUGGGCACUAAUUGAGUUCUUGUACCAGAGACACGAGUCGCUUCUCACGCGAAAUAGUGGCGGCCGUCUACAGGGUCCUCUGGGGAAACUCAUGCGCCGAACGCGUGAAAAGCUGGCAAGUACCCUGGAUGACGACCCUGCAGUGACCAGGACCAGGAACCACCAAUGCAUAUCAGCUCAACCUCUAGGCAAUGCAUCACAAAGAAGCAUCGUUGAUAGAUCCGGCUCCCAGCCGUGCCUGGACGCCGAGCUGAAUAUGCAGUCAAAUGGAACAUUUCGAAGAGCGCAUCAGCUGAUGUCUGUCCCAGAAACGUCAAACGGCGCAGAGCGAAGUUCAGGCAUGGUCGAUAUGGACUUUGGACAGGAUGAAAUCGAAUUGGACCAAUCAUGGCAACUCUGGGAAGAAUUCAUGCAAGACGUGUCGUUUGACGACCUCAACAGCCCUGAUGAGCAUCAUUAA
Messenger RNA from Truncatella angustata, 2181 nucleotides. RefSeq names its product fungal-specific transcription factor domain-containing protein. Gene Ontology annotation, biological process: DNA-templated transcription; regulation of DNA-templated transcription. NCBI's taxonomy places the organism in Eukaryota, Fungi, Ascomycota, Sordariomycetes, Amphisphaeriales, Sporocadaceae. Bases 1 to 2181 code for a protein of 726 amino acids. Gene Ontology annotation, molecular function: DNA binding; zinc ion binding; DNA-binding transcription factor activity, RNA polymerase II-specific. The record is from RefSeq and is a predicted model, not a curated record. The transcript has 3 exons.